AUGGAUCCCCCAAACCAGCAUGGCAGCGGCAGUUCGUUGGUCCUGACCCAGCCGCCCGCCCUGGACAGCCGGCAGAGGCUCGACUAUGACAGAGAGAUCCCGCCUGCUGCUAUCUUGUCCCUGGACCAGAUCAAAGCCAUCCGAGGCAGCAACGAAUACACGGAAGGGCCGUCCGUGGGGAGAAGACCUGCUCCUCGAACAGCCCCGAGACAAGACAAGCACGAGAGGACUCACGAGAUUAUACCAAUUAAUGUGAAUAACAACUACGAGCAUCGACCUGCGGGCCACCUGGGACCCGCGGGGCUCUCCCACCACCACGCCCGGGGCCCCGUGCUGAGCCGGUCCACCAGCACCGGGAGCGCGGCCAGCUCGGGGAGCGGCGGCAGCGCCUCUUCUGAGCAGGGGCUGCUGGGAAGGUCGCCGCCCGCCAGGCCCGUGCCUGCCCAUCGGUCCGAGAGGGCCAUCCGGACCCAGCCCAAGCAGCUGACGGUGGUGGACGACUUGAAGGGCUCUCUGAAAGAGGACCUGGCCCAGCACAAGUUCAUCUGCGAGCGGUGCGGCAAGUGCAAGUGCGGCGAGUGCACGGCCCCGCGGACCCUGCCGUCCUGCCUGGCCUGCGACCGGCAGUGCCUGUGCUCCGCGGAGAGCAUGGUGGAGUACGGGACCUGCAUGUGCCUGGUCAAGGGCAUCUUCUACCACUGCUCCAACGACGACGAGGGCGACUCGUACUCGGACAGCCCGUGCUCCUGCUCCCAGUCGCACUGCUGCUCCCGGUACCUGUGCAUGGGGGCCAUGUCUCUGUUCCUGCCUUGCUUACUCUGUUACCCCCCUGCCAAGGGCUGCCUGAAGCUCUGCAGGGGCUGUUACGACUGGACCCACCGCCCGGGAUGCAGGUGUAAGAACUCCAACACCGUCUACUGUAAGCUGGAGAGCUGCCCCUCCCGGGCUCAGGGCAAGCCCUCAUGA
Molecule: messenger RNA, 966 nt
Organism: Pipistrellus nathusii (Nathusius's pipistrelle)
Lineage: Eukaryota; Metazoa; Chordata; Mammalia; Chiroptera; Vespertilionidae
Source: the annotation of a GenBank genome assembly